Oncorhynchus masou masou (cherry salmon) is the source of this 4179-nucleotide messenger RNA. Its product is annotated as nucleolar and coiled-body phosphoprotein 1-like. Gene Ontology annotation, cellular component: nucleolus; nucleoplasm. The record is from RefSeq and is a predicted model, not a curated record. Lineage: Eukaryota; Metazoa; Chordata; Actinopteri; Salmoniformes; Salmonidae. Gene Ontology annotation, molecular function: protein binding.
AUGACGUUUGAAGCCCCCAGUGACCCGCGGCGGGGUCCACUGAGAGGCUCCGGCUCCGGAUCCUUCUGCAAGACCACGUCAGUGUCCCAAGAAGAAGACUUCCGCGUUUCUUUUCAGCACACAGGCGUGGUAAAAAAUGGCAGAAAAAAUUCAGUGCCGAGUGAUCUUUACAAGCAUGUAUAUUCAUUUCUACUGGAGAACAAGUUUACCAAGGCUGCUCAACACUUCAUCAAACAAGCUAAAGUGCCACCCCAGAAUGAAAAACAAGAUGCCGGUCUGCUUGACAUAUUCAACUUCUGGGUGAAGUCUCCUGAAGCUAAGAAACGGAAGGCUCUGCCCAACGGUCCUGGAACAAGUGACAGUCCGUCUGCUAAGAAGGCAAAGACUGCGGAGAGCUCCAGUGAGGAGUCGAGCAGCGACGAGGAGGAAGCUGCAGUACCUGCCAAGGCCACACCCACAGCUACAGUGGCCGAGUCCAGCAGCAGCGACGAUUCCAGCGACGAGGAGGCCGCAGCGAAGAAGCCUGCAGCAACCAAAGCCUCAGUGAAGACCCCUGUCGCGGCAGCAACCAAAGCCUCAGUGAAGACCCCUGUCGCGGCAGCAACCAAAGCCUCAGUGAAGACCCCUGUCGCGGCAGCAACCAAAGCCUCAGUGAAGACCCCUGUCGCGGCACCAACCAAAGCCUCAGUGAAGACCCCUGUCGCGGCAGCAACCAAAGCCUCAGUGAAGACCCCUGUCGCGGCAGCAGUCAGGAAAAAGGACUCCAGCUCGAGCAGCGAGUCAUCUGAAGAUGAGGCUCCAGCUAAAUCACCCGUGGCCAAAGGAAAAGCUGCAGCCGCGACCGCCAAAGCAGUAGCUCAGAAGAAGGCUGAGACCAGCAGCAGUGAGGACAGCUCCAGUGAGGACGAAGCGCCCGCUAAGACCCCUCCAGCUAAGACCCCUGCUAAGGCAGCCGAGUCUAGCAGCGAUGACUCUUCUUCAGAUGAAGAGGAGACUCCUCCCAGCAAGAAGGCCAAACCAGGUGAAUACAGUGCAGUGCCACCCCCUGGAGCUGCCUUAAAGAAGGCCUUGCCUCCUACAGUGGCCAGCAAGGCCAAAAAGGACUGCUCCUCAGACAGCAGGGAGGCGGAGAAAGUGUCAGCAGUCCCUGUGAAGUCUACCCCAGCAAAGACGGUGACCCCUAAACCUGCUGCUGCUGCUGCUAAGAAGGCAGAGUCCAGCUCUGAGAGCUCAGACUCUAGCUCUGAAGAUGAAGACGCAACAAAGGCCCCGGCCAAGUGCCCCGCCAAGUCUGCCCCGGCCAAGUCUGCCCCGGCAGAAGAUUCUUCCUCGGACUCGAGCUCAGAGGAUGAAGAGGUGACAGUGAAAGUGGCACCAGGUAAGACGACUCCUACGGGGACCAAGGCUGCAGAAUCCUCCUCUGACUCAAGCUCAGAAGAUGAGAAAGAAGCUAAGAAGCCUGUUGCCAAGGCCGCACCUGCCAAGGCCGCACCUGCCAAGGCCGCACCUGCCAAGGCCGCACCUGCCAAGGCCGCACCUGCCAAGGCCGCACCUGCCAAGGCCGCACCUGCCAAGGCCGCACCUGCUAAGAAAGCCGACUCGUCAAGCUCAGACUCUGACAGCAGCUCUGAGGACGAGGCCCCAGCCAAACCUGCUGCAGCUAUUAAGAAACCUGCAGCAGCUACCAAGAAACCUGCAGCGACCCCCAAGGUCCAAGCCAAGGCUGCUGCAGAGAGCAGCUCGGACUCCGACUCUUCAUCUGAAGAUGAGGCUCCAGCUAAGAAGGCUACCCCAGCCCCUGUUACCAAACCAGCCUCCAAACCAGUCUCCAAACCAGCUGUUAAACCAGCUGCUGCAGAGAGCAGCUCGGACUCCGACUCUUCAUCUGAAGAUGAGGCUCCAGCUAAGAAGGCUACCCCGGCCCCUGUUACCAAACCAGCCUCCAAACCAGCCACUCCCGUGGUGAACAAACUAGCCCCAACUAAGGCCGUAGCCGAGAGCAGCUCCGAUUCUGACAGCUCGGACUCGGAGGACGAGGUCGCUGCAGCCAAAAAGACAACCAAACCUACAGCCGCAGCCAAGACUCCUGCUUCAGCCAAGACUCCUGCUUCAGCCAAGACUCCUGCUUCAGCCAAGACUCCUGCUUCAGCCAAGACUCCUGCUUCAGCCAAGACUCCUGCUUCAGCCAAAGCCGCAGAGUCCAGCAGCAGUGACGACAGCUCUAGCGAUGAGGAAGAGGCGACCCCAGCCCCGACUAAGAAGGCAGCUACGCCUAAAGCCUCCUCCACCCCCGCUGCCAAGGCAACAACACCGGCUAAGGCUGCCGAGCCGUCAUCGUCCCAGGACAGUAGCUCUGAGGAAGAGGAGGGGAAAGCACCGGCAGCAGUCACCACUCCCAUCACCAACGGCAAGAGAAAGAGAAAGGGGGAUGGAGAAGACUCGUCUUCUGAGAGCGAGGAGGAAGUAACGACGCCUAAAAACCAUAAAGUAUUACCAGCACCACAGACUUACCCCAAAGUCUCUAAGAAGAUCAAUGUACCUUUCCGUAGAAUAGUAGAGGAGGAAAUUGAAGUGGACAACCGUCUGGCAGACAACUCCUUCGAUGCCAAGCGCGGGUCGGAUGGAGACUGGGGCCAGAGGGCCAAUGACGUUCUCCGCUUCACCAAGGGGAAGUCCUUCCGUCACGAGAAGACCAAGAAGAAGAGGGGAAGCUACCGCGGAGGAGCCAUCUCCCAGUCCGUCAACUCCAUCAGGUUCGACAGCGACUGAGAACCUAGUCAUCACCAUCACCCCUCUUCAUCCUGUCGCUUGACCCCCCCCCGACCUGAUUGAGCCGAAACAUCAACUGAACUACCUACAGCUGUGUUGACAAGACGGUCACAUUGACAGCUGGCUCCCUAGUGAUUUUAGUUCAUAAGUCUGUGUUAAACCUUUUUUAAAGGUUUUUUUAUGGGGUAGAAGACGACACAAGUGGUCCUGAAAUGGCACCUUAUUUGCUUUGUAGUGCUGUUGAUCUGAUCGAGAGCAGUGCGCUAUUUAGGAUGCUGUCUCAUGGGUCAAGGCUGCAGGGGGAGUAGUGUGUCUCUGUGCUUUAAACGUGGUACAGGUUACUAAAGGGUUAAUGUCCUUAAGCUGCAUUUACAACCUAUAGCCACCUGGUGGCGGUAGUACGCCACCAAUUCUGUUAAAUAUCCAUUUAAAAGUGUAAACUGUUCUCAAUUUUUUUUUUUUUUUUUUCUCUCAGCCAUUAAAUCUGUUGCUUGUUGUAAUAUUGUUAGCCCGGCAUCUUCCCCCUUCUGUCCAGUGUCUUUUCAGUAUCAACAUUUUGAAAUGCUCUGUUCUUGUUGUUUUUAUCACGGUUUGGAGGAGGGGGGUUACUUGAUUUUUAAUGCAGACCAGGCCUUUUGAAUGAUGCCGUCCCCUACCAGAUGUUGCCGUCCUCUACCAGAUCUCACAACACCUGGAUAAGUAUUUAACCAACGGUCUGGAACGUGUUCGUCCGUCUCAUGGAGACCCAUCACAGUUUAGAUAUGAAGGUUUUAUGUACGUACUGUAAGCUGGGGGUCAUCCAACUGUUACUACGAGCUCUAUAGUCUGGAAGUAACUCCCUGGGUCAUGUUCGGUAUACAAAACGUUUGGAAACAGGAAAACACACUUGUUGUACAAGUCCAUGCUGUACCUACCUUUUUCACUCAGUUAUAAAACAUUCUCUUCACCCUCCCCUCUACUGAACAGGAUCUGGGUGUAUCUGAAAUGGCACCCUAAAGUAGUGCACUACAUAGGGAAUAGGGCCCUGGUCUAAAGUAGUGUACUAUAUUGGGAAUAGGGCUCUGGUCUAUAGUAGUGCACUACAUAGGGAAUAGGGCCCUGGUCUAAAGUAGUGUACUAUAUAGGGAAUAGGGCUCUGGUCUAAAGUAGUGCACUAUAUAGGGAAUAGGGCCCUGGUCUAAAGUAGUGCACUAUAUAGGGAAUAGGGCUCUGGUCUAAAGUAGUGCACUAUAUAGGGAAUAGGGCUCUGGUCUAAAGUAGUGCACUAUAUAGGGAAUAGGGCCCUGGUCUAAUGUAGUGCACUAUAUAGUGAAUAGGGUUCCAUAGGGCCCUGUUCUAGAGUAGUGCACUAUAUAGGGUGCCAUUUAAUUCCUGCUUAUGUGAGACUGCCCCCGUCGGUCUGGUAGACUG